This is a messenger RNA of Rubroshorea leprosula, 999 nucleotides long. The record is from the annotation of a GenBank genome assembly. NCBI's taxonomy places the organism in Eukaryota, Viridiplantae, Streptophyta, Magnoliopsida, Malvales, Dipterocarpaceae.
AGCAAAAUUUAUCCUUUUUAUUGGAAAGACAAUAAAUUAGUCUUAGCCCAUAAUAUAUUGUACAUGGAAGUAAACUUUCAAACAAAUCUGAAUGGAUUGACGCUCCAAAGGUGAAAAAAAAUAGUGUUAUAAUCAAACUCAAAGGUCUCUUGCCUUUGGAAUUUUCCCCCUCCCUACUUUCUUCUACCUUCAUUUGAGUGUUUGUAUGGAUCAGCAUGUCCAUGAGCACGAUCUCUUGAUCAAUGGCUUCAUCUGUUUGUCCUCCUCCAAAGAUAUCAUCCCCAAGUGUGAUGGAUCUUCUAGCAUCAUCUUUGCAACCAAGUACCCUGCUAUUGACCAAGUCUGGUACUUCCUUGCCUGUUUACCAAUAUAUCUCCCCAGUUUGCCAUCAUAAUAUUCUGGCCAGCAAUCUUUCAGCAGGCGAGUCUCAGCAAGAUCAAUUGCACGCCUUGCAAUUUGUGGGCGGCCGGUUUUGAUGCAGGCAGCCGUUAGCAACCACAAGAGCACUGCAUGAAAAAGAAAAAAGAAAUUGCAGCACCAAAGAAAAGAGCGGCUUAUCAAAGUUCAAAUAUACUUUGAAAUGCAGAAUUCAAUAUCAAUAAAGUACAUAAAUGAAUGGCUGCAUGAAUUCAAAAAAAGCUUGAGUUUCACUGAAAACACAAAAAUGUCAUUAACGGUAAUACAGAUAAAAGUCCCCUACAAGCGGUGAUCUGGAUUUGGACCUGGACUAGACUUAGACAUUGAAUAAAGAGGCAGCCUUAACGUGUGGAUAAAAUUCGGGGAAGCUAUCUAAAGAGCUAUUGGCAAAUUUCCAUUGUAGUGAUCCUUAAACCUCAGUAUUGCAAACCAAAGCAGAUAUUGAACAGACUGUAGAGCUCAAGCUUCAUAAAUCUCAGUGACAUCCUACAAUUCCAGUUGAGUCCACCAGGGCCAGAGCUCGUAUUGAUUGUCAGAUGGCCAAAUUUUGAGGAUUUAUGAAAGUAAAACAGUCAAGUCCAC